UCAUGUCUGUUCUGAUGACCAGCAGAAGCGACCAUUUGGACGUCGUGCACACUCCACCCAGAUAGACACAAUUCACAAGAUUGGCUGCCGGACCUGCGCAUGCACACACACACACACAUACAGAGCAGGGAUGUUCUUCAGCGGAGGCACUCCAGUCUAGUGCAUCCGGCCUAGCUGAUCCAUGGAGGAAGCUCCUGUGACUGCUGCCACAGGGGCCUUGGGACCCGUCGUGGCGAAGCUGGGUGCUUUACUAGGCAGCCAGUACAAGCUUCGGCGCCGGACUCGCAAGGACGUCAAGUUCAUCAAAUCCAACCUCAAGUCUGUGCACUCUAUCCUUUGGAUGAUAUGGGGGAAGGAGAUUCUUGAUGUGGAGUCCAAAAACUUGAAGAAUGAAGCGCUGGAUCUCGCUGCCGAUAUGGAGGACGCCGUCGAUGACUUCAUACUCACCAUGGAGCCGAGCCGCAAAAACAAGCACUUGAUGGUGCAGAUCAACAUCCAAGCAAGCCCCUUCCAAGAUUUCAGGACAAGAGUAGAUGAUGUGUCUGCCCGGUGCCACAGCAACUGGAAGUGGAAGAAGAACAAGUGUGCUGAAUCCAUAUCUAGCGUUUUCUCAAGAAAGAACGCCAAAUCCAGCGCCCCAAGCAAACCACCUCCACCUCGUCAAGCUCCAUUUGUCAACAAGAAUGCGUCAGAGAUCUUUGGUAUGGACCGAUGGAGGGAUGACCUCAUUAGAUACCUGGUAGGAGAAGUGCAGCCGCAGCUCAAAUUGCGUCAAUUGUUGGAACGGCCGGAGAUUGAAAAUAAGUUCCAGUGCCGGGCUUUUGUGUCUGUCACUCCAAGUCCAAACAUGAAGGAGGUUCUCACAAGUAUUCUCCAACAAAUAGGAGCUGAGCCACUUGCUGGCACCGAAGCACGGACGGAGAAACAAAUCGUCCAUGCCAUAUCCAAUUUCCUAGAGGACAAAAGCCUCCUUGUGGCACUACUGAAGCCGUACUGCAUCACGAGCAGCCCUGCUGUGGUAGUGCGGUUGUGGCCGCACUUGGCCACGGUGGCAAUGAUUGUGUGGGAGAGAUCAUUGGUGGCAAGCAAGAGAGUAAAGUUGACCGAAAAUGGGAAAGUGGGAGCAGAUGCCAAUGUCAAUCGUGAAUAUAUAGUAUAUCUGAAACAACACACCCGUGCAAUUGCCAUUAAAUUGAUGACCUUUCCGUUCCGUAAAUGGGAUGUCAUCAGCAAGUCUUUUCCAGAAAAUAAUCUGGGCAGCAGAAUUGUCAUGACAACUCGUAUUGAUUCUGUACCAAGAGAUGACUUCAUUACUAACAAGCUCUACAUCAGAAUGAAUCCUGAAUGGAAUCGCGGAAACAGAAAAUGGCUCCACGCACUUGUUGAGAAAGAUCUUGCUGCUUGGAUGAAGCUUGACAUGGUUGGCGAAGGUUUUGACUGUGACCAUCCUAUUGUGCACAUGUGUGGUGGUGUGCCAUUAGCACUGCUUUGCAUGUUUUCAGCAAUGAGAAUGGUCCGAGAGGAACAAGAACAGCUAGGUGUGCAUGUAAAGGCAUGUGAUGCGCAAGAUAUGAUUGAGAAGCAAGUUAAGCGAAGUGGAAUUCAGAACACUCCAGGGUUUGAACCGUUGGUAGAGAGUUUGCAGCUUGGCUACGCCGAUCUUCCUCACCAUAUGAUGAAGACUUGCUUGCUAAACUGCAGUAUAUACCCUCAGAAUCACUUUCACAGGGAUCAACUGGUCAUGCGAUGGGUCGCUGAAGGAUUUACUUAUAAAGUGGAUGAAGCAGUAGGUUAUUUUGAAGAGCUUGUCGAGAGAGAAUUACUGAUGCAGGUGAAUGAUGGUAGUACAUACAAAUUGAAUUCGAUGAUGCAAAAUUUCCUUCGAUGGAAAUCACAAGAAGAUAAUUUCAUUACUUACAGUUCUGACAUGACAUCGGCAUAUCCAUGUCGAAUCCAUCGGCUAUGUAUUGACAAGCAUCCAGGUGAUGAUGGUUCACUAGAGGGGGUGGAUCCCUUCUCUGGAUUAGAUUGGUCUCAGAUUCGAUCCCUUGUUGUUUUUGAAGAUGCUGAAAGACUCCCCUUUGAGAAGUUGGCACGCGUGCGACUGUUGGAUCUUCAAUUUAAAACGGCUCUUGGCGAUCAUCAUGUGAAGGAUAUUUGUGGACUGCUCCGUGUGAAGCACCUAUUCGGUCUAGAGGGGGUGGGAAUUAGUGAGCUACCACCAGAAAUAGGAAGGCUACACUAUCUAGAGACCCUGAACGUAAGCAAUACGUCUAUUAGCAAGCUACCCCAUGAGAUUGGGAGACUGAAAAAGUUGAAGAAUCUAUACGUGAGUCAUAGCCCAAGGAUCAGAGAGUUGCCCAGAGAGAUUGGAGACCUGCAGCAUUUAGAGACAUUGUGCAUAUUUGCAACAGAUAUCAGAGAGCUGCCCAGGGACAUUGGGAGACUAAAGAAGUUGAAGACUCUGAACCAUAGGUUCAGGGAUCUUCCCAGGGAGAUCGGGGACCUGCAAAAUUUAGAGAGUCUGGACCUCAGUGGUAGCAAAGGGAUGACAAGUCUACCAAGGGAGAUUGGGAAAUUGCAGCGUUUGAAAACACUCAAGGCGUGUUGGACAUGGAUCACAGAGCUGCCUCGUGAGAUGGGGAACCUCCAGAAUUUGGAGACUCUUGACCUGAUUUACAGCCGCGGGCUCACAGGACUGCCUCGUGAGAUUGGGAAUCUGCAGAAUCUGGAACAACUGCUCUUGAGUGCUACGGGGGUGGUAAAGCUACCAAGAGAAAUUGGGAGGCUGAAGAAGCUGAAGACUUUGAAAUUGAGUGAGACCAUCGCUGUACUACCCUGGGAGGCAGGCCAGCUUUCAGAAUUGGAGGGAGUGCCCGAGUGCAUCCGCAAAGCUUGGAAGAAUAGUGAUUUUGUGUCUGAGUUAGCCGGGGAGAUCCUGUCGAUUGAACUGGUUAGAUGGGAUGGUGAUCCAAAGGGGCUAAUUGUUGGUACAAAACACAUGCACAUUCCCCAGUGGAUCAAGGAUCACUUCAACGACCUUGGGUCGUUGGAUAUCAGGAUAUGCAAAUUGGAGGAGGAGCAGGAUCUCAAGAUUCUGCGGGAGAUGCCCAAGCUACAACAUCUCACGCUAAGGUUGGAAGCCGUCCCAAGGAAGCCCAUAGCCAUCAGCGCUGAAGGGUUUCCAAGGCUCCAUCGUCUCUAUGUUGACAGCCGCGUGCCACCGGUUAUCAUCUUCCAGGAAGGAGCGAUGCCGAGGCUGUUUGAACUCCGCUUCGAGUUCCAGUUCUACGGUGGCCCGCCUCCGCCUGCAAAUAAAGAGGCUCAGCUGGGUAUCAAACACAUCCGGUACCUCCUCUCGGUCGAAUUUAUAUGCAGCCAGGAAUGGUAUGGAGGAGCAGAAGAGAGCAGGAGCCCGUGCAUGAGCGCCAUGAUUGACGUGGUGAGGAAAGAAGCCCAGGAGCAUCCCAACCAGAUCAGCUUUCAUGUCUCUGGCCGCGAGAGUGAGCUUUUUCCAAAGAAGGACAGGUUGGCAGGGCAGGUUUCCCUGUUCAGCAGCAGCAGUGGGAGUGGCGCUGAGAAUGAGAUGAAGCGUCCUGAGGAGAAGAAGAUCUUGGCACAGGAGGUUUCCCUGUCCAGCAGCAGUGCGGGGACCGGCCCUGAGAUCAAGUAGGGGAAGCAGCAGCCGGCAGCGUGAUUGGGUUUCUUACUUGACGACCCAUCGAGCGAGGUGUAACUGAUUCGCUUGUUGGAUCUUUCUUUCUUUCUUUCUUUCUUUUACCAACAGACAGACCGACCACUAACACACUUGCUUGUAUCCUGGUCUUCAUUUGCAGCAGGUUAUUUCAUCAUCGUAGUCAUCUUCAACUACGUAUAUACAAAUGGUGGCUAUUCUUCUUGAGGCGGAGGGCAUAAGAUUUGACCGACCACAGUAAGGAAAACGCUGUUUGUUCUUUGCCCGUCCAAGCUACUAGGAGUAUUACUUGCAAGCUUCUUCCAAGCUGAUUUGGCCUAAAGCCACAUGUAUCUCUAUCUGUAUUUGGGCUAAAGGCACAUGAUUUGGCGUAAUGCCACCUGUAUCUGUUCUGUACCUCUUCAUUUUUCAUUUCAGUAAGCACCGUGGAACACAAAGGGUAUUAUUAAUUGUCAUGUCAUCAUUUAAUAAUAAUCCAAGAGAGGGAGCCAAUCCUAUUAUUUA
Triticum aestivum (bread wheat) is the source of this 4198-nucleotide messenger RNA. RefSeq names its product disease resistance protein Pikm1-TS. Lineage: Eukaryota; Viridiplantae; Streptophyta; Magnoliopsida; Poales; Poaceae. The transcript has 6 exons. The coding region runs from base 182 to 3673 and encodes 1163 amino acids. The record is from RefSeq and is a predicted model, not a curated record.